AUGGUUUUCUCCCCUCACUCACCUCAAACUUGUCCAGAUUACGAUGUCAAACCCAGUUUUACACAGAUCACCGUAGCCAUUUCUGUGGGGUUGUUGUUUAUCGUGGUCUUUCAUUUUCGUCUGAAACAAUCUAGAGAUCGAAAGAUCAUCCCACGUAUAAGAUUAUCACGAGCAAGCCACGUCCCAAAGCUUGAAAGAUUCUCCCAUUACGUAGCUAGGCAAAUGGGGUUCAAAGACAGAAGAUUUUGUCCCCAUCUAUGUAGAUUAGCUUCUGAAUACAUAAGGAAAUACGAGGGACUUGAAGAUGAUAUAUACGCCUUUUUUGAGAAUGAACCCGAUGCCGAUUCACUUUAUGUGAAGCUGGUAGAGGAGUUUGAGAGAUGCAUUCUUAGUUACUUAGCAUUUCAUUGGAACUACGGUGACAUAAUUAUGAGUCAGGUGUUGAGCUCGGAAAAUGAGCCUAAAAAGAGGCUCAAGAACAUAGUCAUGGCAGCAACUAGGGAACAAAGGUUCGAGAGACUUGCCAAGAAUCUGAAGGUGGCUAGAGUUUUUAAUACCUUAGUGGAAGAAAUGAAAGCAAUGGGAAUUGCUACAACCGAUGAUUCUCAAUGUACCGAGGUGAUGGCUCCAGUAGCUCAUAGCGAUAGGAGUCCAGUGCUCCUUUUAAUGGGUGGAGGCAUGGGAGCUGGCAAGAGCACCGUGCUCAAGGAUAUUCUCAAAGAACCUUUUUGGGCAGGAGCAUCCGGGAAUGCCGUAGUCAUUGAGGCAGAUGCGUUCAAAGAAUCAGAUAUGAUCUACAAGGCCCUCAGCUCAAGAGGUCACCAAGACAUGAUUCAAACAGCAGAACUGGUACACCAAUCAUCCACAGAUGCAGCCUCAUCACUCUUAGUUACAGCACUGAAUGAAGGACGAGAUGUUAUCAUGGAUGGCACACUGUCCUGGGUGCCGUUUGUUGUGCAGACAAUUACAAUGGCUAGGAAUGUUCAUCGUCGACGUUACCGCAUGGGAGCUGGCUAUAGGGUGAAGGAUGAUGGAACUGUAAUUGAAAACUAUUGGGAGAGAAUUCAAGGCCAAGAGCCUGAACAAGUUGAAGGCAAAAAGCGAAAACCAUAUAGGAUAGAGCUUGUUGGUGUAGUAUGUGAUGCUUAUCUUGCAGUCGUUAGAGGCAUAAGGAGAGCUAUCAUAUGCAGAAGAGCAGUGAGAGUAAACUCACAGUUGAAAUCACACAAGAGAUUUGCUCAGGCAUUUAUGACUUACUGUCAACUAGUAGAUAAUGCACGACUAUACUUCACAAAUGCAUUGGAAGGUCCACCCAAGUUGAUAGGAUGGAAAGAUAGGGACAAGACACUGCUGGUUGAUCCAGAUGAAUUCGACUGUUUGAAGAGGCUUGCCAGGUUGAACGAAAAUGCAAACUCCAUUUAUGAACUUUACAAGCACCCCAACCCAGCUUGUGAAGCCGGAUCAGUAUGGAAAGACAUCGUAUUAUCUCCUUCAAGGUUGAACAUCCAACAGGAGCUCAAGUACUCAAUCCAAAGAAUUGAAAGCGUCAAAUAUAACUUCACCCUUGAGUCUAGUAACAGAUGA
This is a messenger RNA of Vigna radiata var. radiata (mung bean), 1584 nucleotides long. RefSeq lists its product as uncharacterized. The record is from RefSeq and is a predicted model, not a curated record. NCBI's taxonomy places the organism in Eukaryota, Viridiplantae, Streptophyta, Magnoliopsida, Fabales, Fabaceae. Bases 1 to 1584 code for a protein of 527 amino acids. The transcript has 8 exons. Gene Ontology annotation, molecular function: kinase activity; ATP binding.